Molecule: messenger RNA, 3894 nt
Organism: Danaus chrysippus (African queen)
Lineage: Eukaryota; Metazoa; Arthropoda; Insecta; Lepidoptera; Nymphalidae
Source: the annotation of a GenBank genome assembly
AUGCGUAACGCCAUCGCCUUAUCCUACGAGUACUCAACUUCCACCGUGUUCUACUCCGACAUACAGCGAGGCUCACUGCUGGCUGUACACUUCAACGGAUCACGACACAGGGAGAUCUUGCAGAAGGUGGGUUCCGUGGAGGGCAUGGUGUUCGCUCGUGAGGAGCGCACGUUAUACUGGACGUGUGCCUCCGCCCCCGCGUUGCGAGCGGUCCACGUGCCGGGGUUGGAAGACGAGCCUAUGAGUACCAGGGGUAGAAGGGUGCGGACACUGCUACUGUUGAACCCGGGAGAUAGGCCGCGGGGGAUCGACUACGACCCAUGUGAAAAACGUAUAUACUGGACGAACUGGAACCAGACGCACCCAGCGAUCGAGCGCGUGUACACGAGCGGGCGCGGGCGGCAGGCGCUGGUCACCAGAGACAUACUGAUGCCCAACGGCCUGGCCUUGGAGCACGAGGCGCGGCUGCUGUACUGGGCGGACGCCAGGCUCGACAAGCUGGAGCGGAUGAGAUACGACGGGAGUCACAGGAGGGUGGUGACCCGCGCGCGAUCAGAACAUCCCUUCGCUGUGGCAGCGGGAGGGGGGUGGGUCGCCUGGACCGACUGGCUGGCACGAGGAGUGUUCGCGGCCGAGCGAGGGGGAGGAGCCGUGCGCGCGCUAAGAACAGACGUGCCCAGACCAUGCGCGGUCGUGCUCGUCGCUCCACACCAACAGACAUGUUCAUCGGAUCCGUGCGCCGUCAUGAACGGCGGGUGUGCGGAGCUGUGUGUGGUGGACUCCAAUAGACAGGCGUCGUGCGCGUGCGGCGCGGGGCGCGUUUUAGCUCGAGAUGGGCGCGCGUGCGCUCGGCCGGACAUGUCGUGCAUGCCGGGGCAGUUCGCGUGCGCGGAGGGUCCAUGCCUGCCGCAGCACCUAGUGUGUGACGGCAUCCCGCACUGCGCUGGAGACACGGACGCCAGCGACGAAGACCUCUACUACUGCACGUCCCGCGUGUGUCCCGUGGGCUGGAUGAGUUGCGGUGCGGGCGGGCGGUGCGCGGCCCCCGAGCAGAGGUGUGACGGCCGCGUGGACUGUGACGACGGCUCCGACGAGGUGGACUGUGACUGCUCCGUCGAACAGUACAGGUGUGACGACGGAUCGUGUGUAGAAGUGGGGGCUCGUUGUGACGGGGUGUCUCAGUGUCCGGACGGGUCGGACGAGGCGGAGUGUCCGCGGGCAGCCUGCGACGUACCGGACGCCAGGAGCUGCGCCAGCGGACACCAGUGUUACGGCGGGGAUGCCCGGUGUGACGGACACCUGGACUGUGACGACGGCAGCGACGAGGCCGACUGUGCAGAGAGUACGCUGGCCCCGAGUUUUGACGGGUCGGACGGUUUCGAGGAGCAACCGGUACAGAGCUGCAGCGACGACCAGUUCCGGUGUGGAGGAAGCUCAGGUAGUGGCGGGGAAGGGGUGGAGUGCAUCCCCCUCGCCUGGCGGUGUGACGGACGACCUGACUGUACCGACGGGUCAGAUGAGAGCAUACACUGCGGUCACCGCGAGCCUUCCCCCUGUGGCCCGCAGUCGUUCCGCUGCGCGUCCGGCGAGUGCGUGCCGGGCGCGUCCCGCUGCUCGGGCGCCCCGCAGUGCGCGGACGGCUCGGACGAGCGAGGCUGCGACUGUGCACCCGGGACGUUCCGCUGUGCGCUCUCAGAGACCUGCCUACAGACUAGUCUAUAUUGUGAUGGUGACGCUGACUGUGAGGAUGGGUCCGACGAGCCCCCAGGCUGUUCGUCCCCCGUCACUACAAGUACGGUCUCCCCCGUGGGGUCUGUAGUCCCCCCACCCUUCCACAACUCGUCGUUCGCUAGUGAGCUCUGCGCCGGUGAGCCGGGGUCAUUGUACUGCCGGGGUCGCUGUGUACCCGCGGCUCUCGUUUGCGACGGCCGCGACCACUGCGAGGACCAGCCUGAUGGACCCGGCAGCGAUGAGGACCCCGUUAUGUGCUCAUCAUUCGCGGCGUCGUUCGGGUCGUCAGCGGAGGCGGCGGUGUCAGCGGUGUCGGCGGGCUGUGUCCGCGGCGAGUGGCGCUGCGGUAACGGCGCCUGUGUGCCCCAACACGCGCUGUGUGACGGACGGGACUCAUGCGGGGACUUCACUGAUGAUUAUAUAUGGAUGGCCAUUCCAGAUAUCAACGAAUGCCUCAUCCUGAACGGCGAGUGCGGUCACAACUGCACAGACCUGCCUGUUGGUCGCGCGUGUUGGUGUCGUACAGGCUGGAGGCGCGCGGCCAACGGCUGUGUGGACGUAGACGAGUGUCGCGAAGACCGGCCCUGCGACCAUACGUGCAGGAACACACUCGGCAGCUAUGUGUGUACCUGCAGCAAAGGGUACCGGCUCAUGGAGGAUGGCUCCAGCUGUACGCCUGUAUCUGAUAUAAAAGCAUCAUUGAUAUUCACGAACCGCUACUACAUCCGUCGGACCAGCAUCGUGGAGGAGGAGAGCUCGGAGGUGGCUGUGACGUCACUGCUCGUACACAACCUCACGAACGCAGUAGCACUGGACGCGCUGUGGGACAAGGGCUGUUUAUUAUGGAGUGACGUCACGAGGCUGGGAUCCUCCAUCAAGAAGCUGUGCGGCGUCACGGAGGGCGGGGCCGCAGCGGACGCGGGGCGUGGCCAGGCGAGAGUACUGGCGGGCGCCACGCUACAGAAUCCUGACGGACUAGCUGCGGACUGGGUGGCUGGGAACGUGUAUUGGUGCGAUAAAGGAACCGACAGCAUCGAGGUGGCGCGCCUGGACGGCAGACAUCGCCGGGUGCUGGUGCGGGAGGGACUGGCUGAACCCAGGGCGCUCGCGCUGCUGCCGCAACAAGGCUACAUGUACUGGUCCGACUGGGGCUCGUCGGCUCACAUCGGUCGCGCCGGUAUGGACGGCUCGGGUCCGUCUGUCAUCAUCCGAGGCCUUGGCUGGCCUAAUGCUCUGUCUCUUUCCCCCGCCUCUGGAGAACUGUUCUUCGCUGACGCCAGGGAAGACUACAUAGCGGUAGCUGACCUAGACGGAUCACAUGUGCGAGUUUUGUUCUCAAGAGGCAGAAAAAUCUUCAAAACUAAAGAUCGUAUGCCCUGGCUGCCCCUGCACCACGUGUUCGCGUUGGGCGUGUGGGCCGGUCGCGUGUAUUGGACUGACUGGGAGACGCGCGCGCUACACUCUUGUAGGAGGACACCGCACCGGGCAUACAACGAGUCGUGGGGCGGCGGACCGGCCGCGGGCGGCGCGUUGAGGUGUCGUGUGGAGGCGCGGGCAGUUCAUAAACCUAUGGACUUAAGGGUGUUGCAUCCCGCACGACAACCGCCACAGAGGGAACUAACUGCACUCUGCGAGAAGUUAAACUGUACGGGUCUGUGCCUGCUGUCUCCGCUGGAGGGCGGCGCCACCGCUCACUGCGCGUGUCCCGAACACUUCGUGCUGGGUGCGGACGGCCGCUCGUGUUCUCCUAACUGCACGUCCGCUCACUUCGUGUGUCGCUCCUCCUUGAAGUGCAUCCCGUUCUGGUGGCGUUGCGACACACAGGACGACUGCGGCGACGGGUCUGACGAGCCGGCCUCGUGUCCGUCGUUCCGCUGCUCCCCGGGCCAGUUCCAGUGUACCAACUCCCGCUGCGUGCAUCCAGCGCACAUCUGUGACGGCGUGCAGCAGUGUGGGGACGGCAGUGACGAGCGGGACUGCGAUGCAUUCACGUGCCUCGCUGCGCAGUUCAAAUGCCCAGCGGCCGGCGCCGCGCCCGCACGCUGCGUGCCCUCAGAGGCGCGCUGUAACGGAGAGAAGGACUGCGCAGGCGGCGAGGACGAGAAGGACUGCCCGCCCGUCAGCUGCCCGCAGCACACUGUAAAAAUUACACCCUAUUGCUAA